Nestor notabilis (Kea) is the source of this 4069-nucleotide messenger RNA. It is a transcript of the gene MAPKBP1, whose product is annotated as mitogen-activated protein kinase binding protein 1. The transcript is spliced from 22 exons. Lineage: Eukaryota; Metazoa; Chordata; Aves; Psittaciformes; Psittacidae. The annotation marks the transcript as partial. The record is from RefSeq and is a predicted model, not a curated record. Gene Ontology annotation, molecular function: protein binding.
UCGUCUUUUCUCUGGUAUGGCUGAUGCGAAGUAUCCAGACACGAUUGCCUUGACUUUUGACCCCACCAACCAGUGGCUUUCCUGCGUAUACAAUGACCACAGCCUGUAUGUGUGGGAUGUCAAAGACCCGAAGAAAGUGGGCAAGGUGUACUCUGCUUUGUACCACUCUUCCUGCGUGUGGAACAUUGAGAUGUAUCCGGAGGUGAAGGACAACAAUCAGUCUUGCCUCCCCCCUGGUUCCUUCAUCACCUGCUCCUCUGACAACACCAUUCGUCUGUGGAACACUGAGAGCUCCAACAUUCAUGGCACAGCCCUGCACCGCAACAUCCUCAGCAAUGACUUGAUGAAAAUCAUCUAUGUAGAUGACAACACUCAGGUACUUCUGGACACGGAUUACAACUCAGAAGGAAGUGCAGACAAAGCUGAUGCACAAGUGAUGGAUACGAAGGUGGGGAUACGCACCGUCUGUGUGAGUCCCAGUGGGGAGCACCUGGCCUCGGGGGACAGGAUAGGCACUCUCAGGAUAUAUGAGUUGCAGUCUCUGAGGGAAAUGCUGAAGGUGGAAGCCCAUGACUCUGAGAUCCUAUGUCUGGAGUACUCCAAACCUGACACAGGCUUAAAGCUCUUAGCCUCAGCCAGUCGGGAUAGGCUGAUUCAUGUCUUGGAUGCUGGAAAGGACUACAGUCUGCAGCAGACCCUGGAUGAGCAUUCUUCUUCCAUCACUGCUGUCAAGUUUGCAGCCAAUGAUGGGAAGGUGCGAAUGAUAAGCUGUGGGGCAGACAAGAGCAUCUAUUUCCGCACUGCCCAGAAGACAGGAGAAGGGGUUCAGUUUACCCGAACACAUCACAUUGUUAGGAAGACCACUCUGUAUGACAUGGAUGUGGACCCCAGCUGGAAAUACGCAGCUAUUGGAUGCCAAGAUCGUAACAUCAGGGUUUUCAAUAUAAGCAGUGGGAAGCAGAAGAAGCUUUAUAAGGGAUCCCAAGGUGAAGAUGGCACCCUCAUCAAAGUGCAAACAGAUCCUUCUGGUCUUUACAUUGCAACCAGCUGUUCUGACAAGAACCUCUCCAUCUUUGAUUUCUAUUCUGGCGAGUGUGUUGCAACCAUGUACGGACAUUCAGAGAUUGUAACCGGGAUGAAAUUCAGUAAUGACUGCAAGCAUCUGAUCUCUGUUUCUGGUGACAGCUGUAUCUUCAUCUGGCGUCUGAGCUCAGAGAUGACCAUCAACAUGCGGCAGCGACUGUCUGACAUGAAACAGAGAGGGAAGCAGGCAGAAAAGUCUCCUCCGCACAAGACUGCUGGACUCAUGAGGCGUGAGUCCAUCUCUGCCCUGUCCUCUGCACCUGCACUCUCAUCAGACAGCGACAAGGAUGGUGAAGAUGAAGGGAAUGAUGAAGAUGAGCUCCGUGGGCUGCAGUCGUUCCAUGUUCAGUCCAACUGCAACACUGACAGAGACUCAGAUCCAGACCUUACCCUUUCAAGAAGCCUUUCCCACUGGGAAAUGAGGAGGGCCAAAGAGAUAGCAGCAAUCCAGCGCUCGGAGGCACCGAUGAGCAAGAUGCCCCGGCAGCGCGGGCGCUGGUCCCAGCCAACCAGCAACAUAGAGAUGACGGUGAAAUCCAUGCUUGACUUGCGUCAGUUGGAGUCCUUCUCCGUUUCCCGUUCUCCAAGUCGGGACUCGCUGUCUCAGAACAGCAAUGGGGAUGACAGAGAGGAGCAGGCAGAUCUUCCUGUGCACAUCAACAAAGUUGGCAGCUCAGUACCUCCCCAAGACAACCGGUCUUGUGUGCGACCCCAAGUGAUUCGGCUUGUGUCUUGUGAGGAGGGGAUUUUCUCUCAGGAACUGGAACCUUCUGAGAGUGAGGAAUGUGUAAUCUACCCCGAGCAAGACGAAAUCCAUCCCACAGACCCUAGCAGUGAGUUCCAGGUAAAAGCACUGCCCCACGGGAAGCUAAAUAGAGGUUAUCACAGUAAUGGAUGCCCGGACAAGCACAGUCCUGACAGUGCCUGCUCUGUAGAUUACAGCAGCAGUCGUCUGUCCAGCCCAGACCAUCCAAAUGAAGAUUCCGAAAGCACUGAGCCGCUCAGUGUGGACGGCAUCUCAGACCUGGAGGGAGAGGAAGGAGAGGAGGAUGUGAGUACUAGCAUGCCAGAGGGAGAAAUACCCCAGAUACCUGAUCAGGAGAAGUUCCUCAAGGAGCAUUUUGGGACCCUGGGCAGCACUGAUGGAAAAGGUGGCUCAUGUAGGAAUCUGGAAAGAAGUGAAAACCUCAGCAUUUCCUCUCGCUUUCUUUCCCAGUCCCCGGCUCUCAGACGAUUGUCGCUCUCUUCGUCGAAUCUGAUACUGGAUUCAAAGCCCAUCGAGCUGCCAACCCAGACCAAUCAUUUUACACCAGAAAACUUGUUGAAAAAUGGCAGCAGCCACCCUGGUGAUGCUUUGGAGAACAACCAGCUGUCGGAGAGUGUAAACUCAAAUCGGGCUGUUUAUGGCCAGAAAAAACGGAGGUCAGCUUUGGAGGCCAGCAGAGCUGGUAUGGCUCCUGGACGGGUUAUUGCAGCCUUUCCAGAAGGCCCUGUGAAUGCAGUGAUGAGAAAGGCACAGUCAGUUCAUGACCUCGUUCAUGAGGAUAAGGGUCCUGGAGUGAUAUCCUCUGCCAAGCAGCGUCCUCAGACUCUUUUGGUGGUUGAGAAGGAUCCCAGACCUAACAAUUGCAGGGUGUUAUCAGCCAGUAUGUUGAAGAUGGAUGGAUCUGGUGCUCUGCUGGCCAAAGAUGUCAGGACUGCAAAACCCAAGUCCUACAUGAACCCCACAACCAGCUUCCGGGCUAAGAUGUCAAGGAGCAUAUCUGUAGGGGAAAAUCUGUACCUUGGUUGCUCCACCGAAAUGCUGGCGGAUGGGAGGACUAGCCCUCCAGUGGCAGAGAAGGCACAGCUUAGUUCCACAGCAGAUGCUGAGAAGACGAAGCUACCAGUGAAAGAAACUCUUCCAGUGAAGCCAGCACUUCAGCCAGUUGUGAACUGCUCAUCUCCCAAGUCCUUCCACAGCAAAUUGGCAUCAUCAAACCGAGCACAUCUGAUUCUUGACAUUCCCAAGCCAUUGCCUGAUAGACCCACGCUGGCCUCCUUCUCACCCACUACUAAAACAAAAACCCUGCUUGAGCCACAGUCUCCACAGUCACCUGCUGGGGCCUGUAAAAAGAAACCCUCUUUUCCUGAGGUCCGAGCCUCCAAGAAGGAGAACCAAACUGCUGGGCCUCUGGUUCCUGGUAGAGAGGUCUCAACAGGACCUACUAAGGAGAGCCCAGUAGAGAGUCCAGCCUCAAGGACAGGUUGCCAGGAUGAGCCAGGGAUCACUAACCCAAAACUGAGGGAGCUGUCAGAGGGCCAGCACCCAAAAUCUGCUGAGGGCACACUGCCCAGGAACAGGGAGAGGAUCACCGGCAUCGCCUGUGUGCUGGACAACCAGCCUGGACUGUGCCCACUAAACCCCAUCAGGCCGAGGUCUCCUACACCUGUAACUGCCUCGGCACAGGUCUCAGGUGUGCAUGGAUACCCAUCUCUUAUCUUCCCCCUUCUGUCUCCUGUCUUUGUGAACCGCCUCACGAUCCCAUCACAUUUCUUUACGUCCAGCUUCUGGCCUGUCUCGUCCUGUCUGCACCUGUCUCGUUCCAUAAGCCAUACCCUCAAUGGAUCAUGCAUCAGUGUAGAGCAGUGUGAGCACGUGGUAUCAGAGCUCCAGGACAGCAUGCGCAAAGCCAUUCAUCUCUACCGCAUGGUGUUAAAUGAUACAGAGUCUUCUACUGACAAAGAUAAAAUAGCAGGCCUCCUGACAGAAACAUUCUCCUCAUUGAAGAAAGAACUGGACUCUCUGAAGGAAGAGGAAGAGCUUCCAAAGGUUAAGGAGGUACUGACGAAGCCACAAGAUACCACUAGCCCACCAAGUGAGGGAUGUGGUGCCAAUCUACCAAGUCCUAAGAGUUUGGGAGAUCAGCAGACACUAGCUUUGCUGGAACAGUACUCAGAGCUGUUGCUACAAGCUGUGGAACGACGCAUGGACAAAAAGCUCUAG